Molecule: messenger RNA, 7022 nt
Organism: Mesoplodon densirostris (Blainville's beaked whale)
Lineage: Eukaryota; Metazoa; Chordata; Mammalia; Artiodactyla; Ziphiidae
Gene: RRP8
Product: ribosomal RNA processing 8
Exons: 7
Coding region: 119-1672 (517 amino acids)
Biological process (GO): rDNA heterochromatin formation; cellular response to glucose starvation; regulation of transcription by glucose
Cellular component (GO): chromatin silencing complex; rDNA heterochromatin; nucleolus
Molecular function (GO): methyltransferase activity
Source: RefSeq, a predicted model, not a curated record
AGCUUUCACUCUUUGGUUUCCGGCCCGGUUUUGGAGGCUCUGAGCGCUUUGAUUCUUGAAGACUAGCUGGGCACGUGGAGAGGCUGGUGGACCGCGCGACCUCGCUCUCCCCAACCCCAUGUUCGAGGAGCCGGAGUGGGCCGAGGAGGCCCCAGUAGUCGCGGACCUCGGGUCUGUAGCCUUACGGCCUCGGACCACGGCCGACUCGCAAAUCAAGGGCUCCAAGCACCGCAAGCUCUUGGCCACAUUACGGGCCCUGGAGGCAGCAUCUCUUCCCCAGCAGCCCCCCAGUCUGCCCGGCAGUGACGAGGAGGACGAGGAGGAGGUGGUGGAAAGAAAGAAGAAACGCCCAAAAAAGGUCUUGUUUGCCAGAGCUUCUCCUGAAGUAGAGAAGAAAAGGAAGAAGAAACGUCAAAAACAGGGCCCACCUAGCAGUGACUCCAAGGAAGAGGAAGUGGAAAGGAAGAAGUGCCACAAAGGGGCUCUUCUUGGCACUGACUUUGCUGCAGAAGAGAAGAGAAAGAGGAAAUGCCAGAAACAGGACCCUUCAAAUCCUGCCCAGCUCCUGGACAAUGUUGACCAAACUGGUUCCAAAGCUUGGAAUUCUAGUGCUGCAAGUGACUCCACCAAGCCAGGCCCUGAGACCCCUUGCUCUAAUCCUCCGCAUACCUUGAGUCGCAAGCAGUGGCGGAACCGGCAGAAGAACAAGCGUAGACAGAAGAACAAGUUUCGGCUUCCUCAGCCACCAGAGCAGGCCCCAGCCACAGCCACCGCAGAGGAGACAGAGGUGCCUCCUGCCCCCAGUCCACACAGCCAUGGAGCCCGGGCAGAGGCUCUGCGAGCCCGCAUGGCCCAGCGGCUGGAUGCUGCCCGGUUCCGCUACCUCAAUGAACAGCUGUACUCGGGGCCCAGCAGUGCUGCGCAGCGCCUCUUCCAGGAAGACCCUGAGGCCUUUCUCCUCUACCACCGUGGCUUCCAGAGCCAAGUCAAGAAGUGGCCACUGCAGCCAGUGGACCGCAUUGCCAGGGAUCUUCACCAGCGGCCUGCGUCCCUGGUGGUGGCUGACUUUGGCUGUGGGGACUGCCGCCUGGCUUCAAGUAUCCGGAACCCUGUGCACUGCUUCGACUUGGCCUCUCUGGACCCCCGGGUCACUGUGUGUGACAUGGCCCAGGUGCCUCUGGAGGAUGAAUCUGUAGAUGUGGCUGUGUUCUGCCUUUCACUGAUGGGAACCAACAUCAGAGACUUCCUAGAGGAGGCAAAUCGAGUGCUGAAGCCAGGGGGUCUCCUGAAAGUGGCUGAGGUCAGCAGCCGCUUUGAAGAUGUUCGGACCUUUCUGGGGGCUGUCACCAAACUGGGCUUCAAGGUCAUCUCCAAGGAGAGGGAAGCGUCAGCUGGUCUUGAGUCCUGUCCGGUAGGACCAUUUGAAGAGGCAAGGAGACCUCAGCACAAAGAAGCUAGGAGUGUGCCUUGUGGGCUGAGGAGGGAGUCUCAGGAAACCACCCAGAAUAAAGCUGCAUCCACCAAGGUAAAGGGGACUGCAGAAAAGGGACAGCAUGAUGUUCCUUUUAAAUAUCUAGCAGGCCCAUGGGACACAGAAACAUCCAGCCAAGUGAGAACUGUUUUACCCCCUUCCUUCUCUGCAGUUGGGCCCAGAGCAGUCAGCAGCUCUUAGGUGGAGAGGAGGUGAGAAGAGCAGAGAGCAUCCAGAUCAUUCCUUCCUUCCCCAGUGCAGGCUCCUUGACUUAAGUGGGACAGAGCUGGGAGGCGAAAAUAGUUAAAGCUACAAUAGGUGCAGAUUAUUUAUUGUAAUGUAGGAUUAGACAUUGCAAUCAUUUGAGAGUGGUUUUGUAUCUUAAACUGAUUCUAAGACAUCUGUGAACUAAGAAUGAGCUGAAAAGUCACAGGCUUGCUGCAGCUUUUCUCUAAAUGAAAAAAGGUUGGCGGGGUGGUGAGAGACAAGAAUAAAGUUGGGUUUGGAUAGCAGUCUGCUCAUGCUUCCUCAGCAUCCCUUUUAGAGGCUUAUUGCCCCUGCAGUCAUUGGGGUGCUCCAGCUUUUGUUCCUGUAACACUGUUCUAAGGGAGCACAGUUCCCAAAGAAGCAACGUGGUCUUGGCAGAGACACAGCUUGGCUCCAGUCACUCAACCACUUAUGUAAUUUCACGAAGCCCUUUACAGAUUCUCACAGAGACCUCUAAUUACGUCGUCCUCCAUCCCUGGUGACUUCCCAGGCUGGCCACCUGGUUCUAAGACAUUCGACUACUGCAGUAACCACCUUACUGGUCCAGUUGCUUUCACUCCUGUCCCCAGAGCAAUUCAUUUUCCACUCAGCCAAGUGAGCUUUUUAAAAUGUAAGUCAGAUAUGUCACUUCUCUGCUGAAAAUCCUUCAAUGGAUUCACAGUGCUCUGAGAACAAAAGGCAAACUCCUUCCCAGGCCCUAUGUGAUCUUGCCCAGGCCCCCCUCUCCAACUGCACCUUAACCCACUGCUUCCACACGAAACUGCAGCCACACAGGCUUUCUUUCCAUUCCUCAAGUGUUCCAAGCCAUUUCUACUUCUGGGUCGUUACAUUUGCCACUCCAUCUUCUCAGGAUACUUUUCCCUGGUGAGUUCAUUUUCAUCUUCCAGAUCUUCACACCAGCAUCACCUUUUCUUCUGUGGAAAAAACGGGCUAGAUGCUCACCAAAAUGUCCUUUUCCUGGACACACAGUUAAAUUACAUUUCCCAGCUCCUUGCAUCAAGGUGGGACUGUGUGCAUAGUCCUCCCCAGUGGAAAGUGAGUAGAAGUGAUGUUUCAGUACCAGACCAAGACAGUUAAAGAGUAGACAAGCCUUCUCUGUAUUCUCCACCCCCUCCUCUGCCUUCCAGGGUGACCUUGAAGCACGUGUUUUGAAGGUGGAGUCAGAGCAUAGAAGGAGUCGAUAUUUAAGUCCCUGCUUAGAGAAGAAUUGCUUGACCAAGAAUAUCCACAUUUCUUUGAACAAGGAAUAACCUCUGUUGCAUUAAUGUUUAGCAUGAUAUGCCCUGGCUAAUAUAUCUUCUCCGGCCAUCCUGUCCACCUUAUCUUGAUCACAAAACCCUCUUUGUUUCCUUCAGGGUGCUUCAGACAUUUAAUUAGCUUACCAGAUGCCAGUCAACACUUCCCCCAGUCCUAUGAAUUGGACUCCUAACUGGGGGAAAAAAUGCUCACAUGAGGAAGUUGAGAUACUGAUUUUAUCAGUUACAUUUUGAUUGUGACCAAAAAAAAAAAAAAGGAAAUCCCCCUAAAGAAUAUCUUAAACAAAUUAGAUUUUUCUUCUUGUAAAACUAGAAACCUGAUGGUUGAUGGUUGUUGGCAUUGGUUCAGGAAUUCAAGGAUGUUAGCAGUUAGGUCUGUGUGAUUCUCUUGAUCCUCAUGGUCACAAGAUGAUGUGUUUUGAUUAAGCAGAGACACCCUACUUACUAUUACCCUUCUCAGGAGUCUCACAGGUAGCCACAGCCCCUAUCUUUUUGGCCUUACUUCAAGGGUCCUUCUACAUUGUUAGUACUCCGGUGUAAAUAUGUUCCAUUAUUCCCUAUAACAUGGCCGAGACCAAUCUGAAAUACUACUAUUUUAAAUAUAUUUGUCUCCCCCGCCCCUUCCCACAUCUCAGUGGCCUGUCCGCAACUCAUCCAAUCCAAAGCUGUUCUCCCUCCAGCUCAGUGAGGUGGGGAAACCUUCAUGGUCUGUUUUUUUCACUCAUUCUCUACCUCCUCUGUCACUUCUAGGAUUGGGAUGGGGGAAGGCAUGUUAGAGGCAAAAAGGCUAAACUUUGAUUUAGUUUAGCUUCAUCAGUGUGUUCUACUAAGACAGGCAUUUAAAUGUUGGCUCAGUGUGUGAGGUAUUGGGGUUCUCUGGAGUCCCACCAUGGCACUUGCGCACUAACUGGUUUUGGUUCCCUCCUUACGAUACUCAGCUCACACUCCCCCUCGGCUCUUCAGCUCUUGACACUGACAGCGUAUGCACAGUGUCCUAGUGCUGAAGUCCCUCACCCUGGCGGGCAGCCCUCCUGGGAGAGGUCCCAAUAAAUACCUUAAGAGUGGUUACCUUUCUGGGAGCUCCCAGGAAACUCAUGCAUGUUUGUCCUGCCAAACAGCAGAAGUGCAGCCCAGCCAGCAGCUGACUCCCCUUGCCCUGUCCCGGCUAGCCUGACUCUGACCUCUCCAUAUCUCUCUCUCUGGCUCCAAACCCUCACAAGUGAUUCAGGUUACUUUUCUCCCAAGAAACCUCUGCCCCAGGCUCCAUCCCAGUGGCCAUAUGGAGCUGGGUCUAUAAGUUUCUGAGUGUAGCAAACAUGUUGCUAGAGAAUGUAAUGCUGAAUGAAUAUAAGGUCUCUCCCUCUCCUGGGAACAUGAAAUGACUAUAAGUGGUCCUGUUGGAGCCCUCCUCACUUGAUUUAGGAUGGAGGGAACAGCACUGCUUCUUUACCUUUCAGGGAGAAGUUCUCUAUUCCUAAAAAUUCCCGUCAAUGAAGCUUGCAUUUCUAACUUCAUGUACAAUAGGAAGGUUGGUGGGCCCUGGAUCAGCUUUAUUACCUUAGAGUAAAUUCUAUGUAGGUAUAUCUAGCACCUUUAUUUAACAUCUUACUUGUGCAAGUAUUCUUGUAAAAUGUGAAUUGUUCUCAUACAUUUGCUUUAUUUAUAGAGUAUUGUCAACAAAUCUUGUCUUUUUUUCAUCACUCAACUGUGUUUUUAAUAUCCAUCUAUGUUAUCAGUCAGGGCCCACUCAGGAAAAUAGAAACCAUACUAAGUGCUUCAAAUAGAGGGCAUUUAAUGCAGAGAAUUGAUUACAAGUGAUAGAGGCUGAGACAAAAGAAGAUGCUUGAUGUAAUUAAAAAUUAAGAACUGGAGAAAUCAGAUAAUGUCCUAAGGCCUGGGAAAACAAAAGGGAAGAAGGGAAAUAAUUACCAGAAACUAGGAGCUCAGAAAAGGGGCCACUUUUGACUGGUCGGUACUCAGAUCUUUAUGGGGAGGCUCCCUCCACAUACCCGGUGCUUGGACUUCUGAGGAAGGAAAUGGCCUUGAGGGUGAGGGAGCAAGGUCUGACUGUUCUCUGACUGCCAAGGGGGCAGCUGAUCUGCUGCUGGUGUCUCAGAAGUGUAGCAAAGCUGCUGCUGAGUGCAAAAGAAGCUAGGAGCCAGAGACAGCUGUCUGCAGCUGAAAGACUGUGACAGCAACUGGAAAACAGGAAUGAAGACUCUCGCCCCAUGUUUCAUUUUCAGUUUCCCUCUAUGGCAUCCCUUUGGCAGAACCUAAUGGAACCACCUGCCAGUGGAUUCUGGGAAAUACACUUUGCAGAGUCACAGCUGCAACAACACAACUCCAGAGUGUGUACGUGGGGGCUGAGAGGGAGGUGUGUUGCAGAGGGAGAUAUGCAGACUGUAGGAGCCCAAAGAAAAUAGGUAAAUAGCCAGUAUAUUCCAUGUAGCUGCUCAUACAUCUAGAUUGUUGCUUCUGUCAGCUGUGAAGUACUUCAUAAUAUGCAUCCACCGUAGUAAACUUAUAUAUUGGCCUGGUUGCCUCAAAUUCUUUGCCAUCUGGAGAAAUUAAAAUCCUUGAAGCUAGGGUUCUGAGUACAAAAUAAGUGCCCCCGACUAGAUGCACUCAUUUGAGAUUUGGGAGGUAAGGGUCAUCUUCCUGCCACUUGGCCGUUAUUGCUGGAGGCAGGUGUAAGUGCUGGGCUUUCUGCAGCAGCGUCCCGCUGAAGCCAGGGACAAAAUAGGGUGCCUGCUGUAGGGGCGGAAGUUCAGCAUAUUCUGGAAGUUCAGUAGGUAAAAUAAAUCUGCUCUGUACAAAUUUGGCUUUAAUAAGAUGGUUAAGAAGAAAAAUUAUUGGAAGGGUGUCAAUAAGUUACCCAGAGAACUAAUGGAAAGUCCAGGGAGUGAGGCUUAGAGGACAGGAGCCAAGGGAGGAUGAACAGUUGCAAAAUCUAAGGUCAACUUUAGUCAGUCUGGUUAGGAUGGCACUGCUGUCACCAUUGCUACUUGACUUUACUCUCACUGUUGUUGGUACAUAGAUUGAGGCUGAGAAUUGAGUUAGUCCUCCUCUAUGUUCAUGGCACUAUAUUAGGACUGGCUCAGAAAAGCCCCUCUCCUGUUCUUUAUUUUGUUUGUUUACUUUAUUCCUGAUUCAUACUUCUGCUCCUCUUGUACCCCACAAUGUGUUUGUCGUGUGCCCCUGGACACCUGUGUAUCUUUGGCAAAAUAGAUGGUGGUUUUGGUGUAUGCAUGCUGUGGCAGAGACUUGCCAGCUGUCCCUCGCACCCAUUUUCUUCUUCCUGGGAAAUUAGCUGUACUCUUUCCCAGCUUCCCUUAUUCUUAAGUCUGGCCAUGUGAUUGAAUCUAGCCAAUUGGAUGGUAGUGGAACGAAGGUGUGCUACUUCUGUGACUUGGGUCCUUAAAUUUUCCUAUGCACAGUCCCCCGUGUUAUUUCCACUUUGGCCUUUGAGCAUAUGACCUUGAAAGCUACACAUCGAAGAUGACGGAGCCAAAAGGUGGAAGGAGCCUGAACAUCACUUAGAGGAGAGCCACCCACCAAUUAAGAACAUCUGUUUUGGAUUUCACGUGAGUGAAAAUAAAUCUCUAUCUUUCUGAGCCAUUAUACCCUUGGUUUGUUGUUACAGCGACUGGUAAUCUUUUUUUUAAAUCCCUUUUAAUUAAACACAUCAGAAAAGUAAACAAAACACACACCCAUACAGAAAAGUAAAUAAAAGCGUUAAGCCUAAUGGUUUAUCACAAGGCCAGUACCUGUGUACGCCCACCUGGACUAAGAAACAGAAGGCUGUCAACACCCAGAAGCCUCUUUUAUGUCACCUCCCAACUUUCUUCUCUUGACUUCGCAGAGUUACCGCCAUCCUAACUUUCAUGACAUUGAUUUCCUUGCUUUUCUUUAUAGAGUCUUACCAGGUGAGCAUCCAUACCUAAAUUGUAUAUAUUUCCAUGUGUCUGGCUUCUUUCCAUCCCAUGGAUGGGAUUCAUCCAUGUGUUGAGUGCAGCUGAAUUUCAUUC